Aspergillus vadensis CBS 113365 is the source of this 1875-nucleotide messenger RNA. RefSeq names its product TMEM165/GDT1 family protein. The transcript has 3 exons. Gene Ontology annotation, molecular function: manganese ion transmembrane transporter activity; calcium ion transmembrane transporter activity. Gene Ontology annotation, cellular component: Golgi apparatus; fungal-type vacuole membrane. NCBI's taxonomy places the organism in Eukaryota, Fungi, Ascomycota, Eurotiomycetes, Eurotiales, Aspergillaceae. The record is from RefSeq and is a predicted model, not a curated record. Gene Ontology annotation, biological process: manganese ion transmembrane transport; calcium ion transmembrane transport; Golgi calcium ion homeostasis. Bases 328 to 1875 code for a protein of 515 amino acids.
UGCCACCCUCGACGACCGCUUAUCGGCUUCGCUCCUUUUCCUUCUUGCAUGUAUUCUACUUGUUUGCUUCAUAUGACCAGUCCACUUCGUUGACUCCGCGCUUCGUUUAUCGUCUCGCCAUUGUUCCCGAUCGCGUGUCUUGAGUCCGCUCGGAUCGCUGUCGUGGCUUGAUUUACACCGAUCGACGUACCUGGAACCAAACUUUCUCGUCAAUCCUUCAUUUACGGCCUUUUCUUAUCCGUUCAUGUGGACUACUGCUUGUAUCAACUACACUACGUUUUAAUCUCUUUGCAAUUGAUCCAACUGUGACGAUAACAGCCCUACACCAUGAAGAUUCAUUCUUCGUCGCUUCUCCUCUUCCUCCUUCCUGCGCUUUCGGUCGCGCUCACGGAUCCGAGCUCGGCCAACAACGGUGCAAAGGACGCUCUUCUCGCGGAGCGGGAAGCUUCGACUCCAAAUGCCGUCGAAAUAGAUGCCGCCGCCGCACCCAAGCCCGCCAAAGGGACGCUGGACGCCCCGAUCGACGGCAAGGAUGGUCGGCCACAUGCGGGUCCCUGGGUGGAAACAAGUGCAGAGCGGGAUCGCAAGAAGACGGGCUCUACCACCUUGUCGGAGGAGAAGGCAAAGAUUGAUCCUAAAGCGGAACAAUUGGGUCCUGAUGGCAACCCAAUUCCUUACUCGAACGACGGCGUGAUGGAUGAUCCUCAUCGGACGGGCCCCAAGGAGGGUACUCGUGGGACAGAAGGUGGGGUGUCUGAGAAGUUGAGGGAACCAUACAACAAUGAAAAGACGCCGGGCAGUCCGAAGGAGGCUCCUCCAUUGCCGCACAGUGAGCAGCAAAAGCUGCCAGUGGCGGGUCAGGAUGCUGAUGUCAAGGACACCAAGGGAUCGAGCACCGACUCGACCCUCGGAAAAUUGGAGAAACCCGCAGAUUUGCCAGAAAAGCCCCACGACAUCCCACCUCCCAAGUCCCCGGCCACAGUCAAAGAUAGCCCUCUCGGUCUCGAUAAGCAUGGCUCCGCGGGCAACAAGCCUGGCGAGCCGCUGGAGGAGGGAACUGCAUUCCAUUCGUUGUUGUUUUCCUUUACCAUGAUCAUCGUAUCUGAGAUUGGUGACAAGACUUUCCUGGUUGCCGCGCUCAUGGCUAUGCGUCAUCCGCGUUUGCUUGUCUUCUCCGCCGCUUUCAGCGCCCUCAUCUUCAUGACUGUUCUCUCGGCUGUCCUAGGGCACGCGGUACCUACUCUGAUCCCCAAGUCUCUGACAAAAUUGUUGGCUGCCGUUCUGUUCUUCGUGUUCGGUUUGAAGAUGCUCAAGGAGGGUCGCGAAAUGUCGCCCGACGAGGGUGUUGGAGAGGAGAUGAAGGAGGUCGAAAUGGAACUGGAAGAAAAGGAGCAAGAGCAGCUGCGUAUGAACCGUCGCCGUUCGUCCGUGACUCCUCACUCGUUGGAAGCUGGCCGCGUCGGUCGUCGCAAGUCUCGCUCCUCCGGCAACCGUCUUCCCUCACCUCCCGAGAGUGUUUCAUCGUCGUCCUCUCGUGCUUCCUCUCCCUCUGGCAACCGCUGGAAUGAUGUUCUUGUCGGAAUGAACAACCUUUUCUCGCUUCUUCUCAGUCCCGCCUGGGUUCAGACUUUCGUUAUGACCUUCCUGGGCGAGUGGGGUGACCGCAGUCAGAUUGCAACCAUUGCUAUGGCUGCCGGUCAAGAUUACUGGUGGGUGACCAUCGGUGCUAUCUCCGGACACGGACUUUGCACUGCGGCCGCCGUUAUUGGCGGCAGUGCUAUUGCUGGCAAGGUCAGCAUGCGCGUCGUAACGCUGGGCGGUGCCACGGCAUUCUUGGUAUUUGGUGUCAUCUACUUGUUUGAAGCUGUCUAUUAG